Messenger RNA from Salpingoeca rosetta, 1978 nucleotides. RefSeq lists its product as uncharacterized. Gene Ontology annotation, cellular component: nucleus; transcription preinitiation complex; transcription factor TFIIIB complex. Gene Ontology annotation, molecular function: RNA polymerase III type 3 promoter sequence-specific DNA binding; TBP-class protein binding; RNA polymerase III general transcription initiation factor activity. The coding region runs from base 80 to 1711 and encodes 543 amino acids. Gene Ontology annotation, biological process: transcription preinitiation complex assembly; transcription by RNA polymerase III; DNA-templated transcription initiation. The transcript has 12 exons. NCBI's taxonomy places the organism in Eukaryota, Choanoflagellata, Craspedida, Salpingoecidae. The record is from RefSeq and is a predicted model, not a curated record.
GCAGCAGUUCUCUCCGCGCGCAAAAACACACAAACAACAAACGCGCACAACGCCAACACAACAAGCAAGACAGCCAGCCAUGUCGACGUGCCCGAGUUGUGGGUCCGAUGCUGUGGAGGAGGAUCGUGGCACGGCCACGUGUACGGUGUGCGGCACCGUGUUGGAGGACAGCAUUAUCGUCUCAGAGGUCACCUACACAGAAGACAGCAGCGUCGUGGAACAAUAUGUCGGCUCAGACGGUCAAAUUGGCGGGUUGCGCGGAUUCCCGAGAAGUUCCAUCGUCACAGCCGUCAACACAGGACGACAACAUAUUGAGAACAUGGCCCGCAACAUGAAGCUCAACCAGGGCCACAUUGACGCAGCCGUCAAGUACUACCGGAUGGCAGCGCAGCAGAAGUUCACGGCGGGCCGCCCAAGCGAGCACGUGGCUGCGUGCUGCCUCUACAUUGUUUGUCGCGAGGAGCGCUCCAUGCUCAUGCUUCUCGAUUUCGCAGACUUUCUCAGGGUGAACGUGUACAAGCUUGCAUCAACCUUCCUCAGCCUUCGCCUCAAACUCUCCAUCACGCUUCCCGUCAUCGACCCUGUGCUGUUCCUGCCGCGGUUUGUGAUGCAGCUUGAUCUCGGAGACAAGCAGCACGACAUUGGCCGCACCGCUAUCCGCAUUGUGUCUCGCAUGAAGCGCGAUUGGCUCCACGUUGGCCGCCGCCCCGCCGGCAUCUGUGGCGCUGCGCUCUUGCUUGCUGCGCGCAUGUACGGGUUUGCCCGCUCGCAGAAGGACGUUGUUCACGCCGUCCGCGUCUGCUCCUCCACCGUCAGGAAACGGUUGGAUGAGUUUGCGGAGACGCCGUCUGCGCGGCUGACGAUGGAUGAGUUCAUGUCCAUUGAUCUCGAGGGCGAGGCCGACCCGCCCGCCUUCAAGAAGAGCCAGGAGGAGCGACAGCUUGCGCUUCAGAGCGCCGUUGAGGAGUGCGAGCGGCUGGCGGCGUCGGCGGAGUUUGCGUCGCUCGACGGCGAGGUCACGCCCGCAAUACAGCCCCACCCGGUAUGGGGAACCGCACAACCAGCAGCAACUGCAACUGCAAUCGCACCAGCAACUGCAGCGGAAGCAUCGGCAGGGGCGUUGCGCGCAGGACAGAAGCAGCAGCAUGGCGAAGGUGAUGGUGAUGGUGAUGGUGAUGAAGAAGAUGACGAUGAGGAACAGCAGCAACAAAACGGGGAAGAGCAGCAGCAAGGUGCAUCCACAUCACCACAGUCAACUGCAUCGUCGUCAUCGUCAUUGCAGAAGGCGUCAAGCACCUCAACAUCCCCCAAAGCCGCGCGCGGCGGCGGUGACGGGGAGCCUGCACCGAAGCGGACGAAGCAGCACGGCAGCGGGCGGGCGUGGGAGCAGCCCACAAACGACGAUGAGCUCUCGGACGACAGCGACGACGACGAACUCGCCGAUCACAUUCUGAACGACGAAGAAGUCAAGGUCAAGACAGUCAUUUGGACACAGAACAACCAGGACUAUCUUGAGCGGCAGGCGCGGAAGCGUGAGGAAGAGGCGAAUGCGCCCAAAAAACCCAAGAAGCGCCGCAACCAGCCCCGCCUCCCAGACCACAAGCACCACCGUGGCGCUGCCCGCGAGCGCCUCAAGACAGAGGAGAAGAAAUCAAGCAAAAUCAACUACGAUUCCCUCCAGAGCUUGUUUGGCAGCGACGAGGCAGAUUAACCCCUGUGACGAGGGGUGCCUCCUUCGGUUUCUCCCGUCCUUGUUCCGUUUCCAUUUCAUAGGUGCUGUCUUUGUGCUUGCUGGAACAUUUCCCACACACGCACACACACUCACACACGCAACCCACAACACCACACAGCACGCAGUUGUAUUGCUUGCUGUCUUCACCCUUCUUGCUUGCUUGCCCUUGCUUUUGUUGAAGCGACACGUAAUUGACCUGCUUCUUUGUCUGUUCCCUUUUCUUGUGAAUGAAUGAUGCAUGAAGCC